AUAUAUAUAUUUUGUGUUGAAUUGAUCGGAGAUAUGUCGGCGUUGUCGGAAAGUGUGGAGGUUUCCGGUCAGAAAUUGGGGAGGUUCUCGGAGAAGCCGAGCUUCUCUCAGAAGUGCAGCAUGCUGAGCCAGUACCUGAAAGAGAGAGGCAGCUUCGGAGAUCUCACCCUCGGGAUGACAUGCACUGUUGAGCCCAACGGGACUUCUGAAAUGUACCGUCAGACAGGGACAACAAUGGAUUUGUUCCCGGUUGUGGAAAAAUCAAGGAACAUGGCAACUCCUAGAGACCUCAAAUUUAUGAGCUUGUUUCCUCAGCAAUCUGGUUUCAUUUCCUCUGUUCCAGAACCUGAAGUUCCCAAGAUGGCUGAUUAUAGUCUGAACAAGCGUGUCCCAGGAGGAGAGCCAGAAAGGGCACAGAUGACUAUCUUUUAUGGCGGACAAGUUAUUGUCCUCAAUGACUUUCCAGCAGAGAAGGCAAAGGAAGUCAUGCUCUUGGCAAGCCAGGAAAGCUCUCGCAGCCAGACUGCCGCUGCUUAUGUCUCCAACCAGGCGGCCAACGCCUUCCCAACCCAUGUCGCUAAGAGCCCAAUCGAAUCCAGCAAUUCAGUUCCUCAAAGCCCCAGUGUUCCUAAUUUCGGCAACAAAGUGAUUCAGGAGCCCAUUCAACCACCCUCCAGACCCAUUGUUUGCGAUCUUCCAAUUGCUAGGAAAGCUUCACUUCAUCGGUUCUUGGAGAAGAGAAAGGACAGGAUCAGCGCCAAAGCGCCAUACCAAACCGGCAGCCCAGAAGUAGCCCCAACAAAGCCAUCGGAAGGCAAGUCGUGGCUAGGAUUGGCUGCUCAAUCUACACAGUAGUUUGAUAUUCCAAAUUAUAUCAAGUUAUUAGGCUUUCAUAGUUCAUAAGCCUUUUAUUUUUCUGAUUUUGCUGGGUUUAGGCCUGCUUUUUUUUCUCAGCGCUGUUUCUUCUUUGCUUUUUAGGCUUGCUCACUCGAGCCUGCCCUUAGAUCUAACUCUUGAUUAAUCUUUAGAGUCUGUAAUUAAAUUAUAAUCAAAAGUAUUUAGUUAUUGGUUAGCUUUGAAUGCAUUAAUUUAUUAUAUAACUAUUGAUUCUUAAAGAGUGAAUGUAUUCAGUAUUCUGACUGGAGAAAAGAACGACAGGCUUAAAUUUCUGUUCAACAAUCAAA
Messenger RNA from Morus notabilis, 1184 nucleotides. RefSeq names its product protein TIFY 10A. The coding region runs from base 34 to 855 and encodes 273 amino acids. Gene Ontology annotation, cellular component: nucleus. The record is from RefSeq and is a predicted model, not a curated record. The transcript is spliced from 5 exons. Gene Ontology annotation, biological process: regulation of defense response; regulation of jasmonic acid mediated signaling pathway; response to wounding. NCBI's taxonomy places the organism in Eukaryota, Viridiplantae, Streptophyta, Magnoliopsida, Rosales, Moraceae.